This is a messenger RNA of Caenorhabditis elegans, 1053 nucleotides long. RefSeq names its product Small ribosomal subunit protein RACK1 (gene rack-1). Gene Ontology annotation, molecular function: ribosome binding; translation regulator activity. The transcript is spliced from 4 exons. The coding region runs from base 31 to 1008 and encodes 325 amino acids. The record is from RefSeq and is marked reviewed. NCBI's taxonomy places the organism in Eukaryota, Metazoa, Nematoda, Chromadorea, Rhabditida, Rhabditidae.
CAGAUCGAACGGGGUUACACAGAUAGCAAAAUGGUCCAAGAGCAAAUGAAGCUUACCGGAACCCUCGAGGGUCACACCGGAUGGGUUACCCAAAUCGCCACCUACACCCGCAACGACAAGACCACUGUCCUGUCAUCUUCCCGCGACAAGACUAUCCUUGUUUGGGAUGUCGACAGCGUUGCUCCAGUCGAUGAGGGACCAAUCGGUCGCCCAGUUCGUUCGCUCACUGGACAUAACCACUUCGUCUCUGACGUUGUCAUCUCCUCCGACGGACAAUUCGCUCUUUCUGGAUCCUGGGACAAGACCCUCCGCCUCUGGGACCUCAACCAGGGAGUGAGCACCCGUCAAUUCAUCUCCCACACCAAGGAUGUUCUCUCUGUUGCCUUCUCUGCUGACAACAGACAAAUCGUCUCUGGAUCCCGCGACAAGUCCAUCAAGCUGUGGAACACUCUUGCCCAGUGCAAGUACACCAUCACUGAUGAUUGCCACACCGAUUGGGUUUCCACCGUUCGUUUCUCUCCAUCGAACCGCGAUCCAGUGAUCGUCUCCGCAGGAUGGGACAAGGUUGUCAAGGUCUGGAACCUCGGAAACUGCCGUCUGAAGACCAACCACAUCGGUCACACCGGAUACGUCAACACCGUUACCGUCUCUCCAGAUGGUUCCCUCUGUGCUUCCGGAGGCAAAGACGGACAAGCUAUGCUUUGGGACCUCAACGAGGGCAAGCACUUGUACACCCUUCCAGGAAACGACGUCAUCAACGCCAUGUCCUUCUCUCCAAACAGAUACUGGCUCUGCGCCGCUGUCGGAUCUUCCAUCAAGAUCUGGGAUCUCGAGGACAAGAAGGAGAUCGAGGAGCUCAAGCCAGAAAUCGCCAGCUCUGGAAGCUCAAGAGGAUCCAGCCCACAGUGUAUCUCUUUGGCCUGGUCUCAAGACGGACAAACCCUCUUCGCCGGAUACACCGAUAACAUCAUCCGAGUGUACCAGGUGUCGAUCCGUGCUUCCAACUAAUUUGUUACCUGUUAAUUCAAAACCCUUCAAUAAAAUUGUUGAUAU